Messenger RNA from Ceutorhynchus assimilis (cabbage seed weevil), 2220 nucleotides. NCBI's taxonomy places the organism in Eukaryota, Metazoa, Arthropoda, Insecta, Coleoptera, Curculionidae. The record is from the annotation of a GenBank genome assembly.
CGGCAGUACCACUUGCGAGCUGGUAACCGCUUUGCGCUCUGGGUACUACCAGUAAAUUGUUUGGGUCCCUCAUCGAAAUCGCACAUUAAUUAAACCAGUUUGUGGUUCUGAAGAGACCACAACAACUAUUUCAGUUAUAAACAAUAGUGACAAUAUUUGCAUGUGUGUUUAGUGUUUUAGUUGAAAAAUUAUUAAGCUUCAUAAUGAAUCCCCUACUAGUAUUUCCUUUACUCCUCGCCACUGUAACGUCAGCUCAGAUGAUUCAAGAACAAGGCUGUUUUAGACCUUACCAAGACAAUCAACCGGCUCAGCAUUCUCGUGCCAGCCUUUACGGCGGUCAACAAGAGUUUUCUUUGGCCCUACUAAACGCCAUCAACAAAGUAAUGCCAAAAGAAAACCUAUUUUUCUCACCUUAUUCUACUUACCACGCGUUGCUGAUCGCUUACUUUAUGGCUGGUGGUCAAACUGAACAAUACUUGAAGAAAGUAUUGAGAUUAGGAGAAAAUCAAGGAAAAUCAGACAUUUAUGCUGCCUACAAAUUGGAUAAAUUUAUGACCAAAUUCAUUGCAAGUAAUAAUUCCCUGUACGAAUUCACAAGUGCCAACAAAAUCUACGUGUCUAAUGAAACCCAAAUAAGACAAUGCGUACAAAAUGACUUCACCGAUGAACUAGAAUCAUUCCCAUUUAAAACCAAUCCAGAACAAUGCAGAUUAUCCAUAAACAACUGGGUAGAAACCACCACUCAUCACAUGAUCAAAGAUCUACUACCGGCAGGUACCAUCGACGCUUCUACCAGUUUGGUACUGGUAAAUGCGGCCUACUUCAAAGGAAUUUGGGAGAACAAGUUCAAUCCAAACCUGACCAAACCGGAAAUUUUCUACGUGAGUCCCACGAAGCAAAUUAUGGUCGAUAUGAUGCACGUCGAAGGAACUUUCAAGCAUGAUGUCUCUGAAACACUGGGAGCACACAUUCUCGAACUACCCUAUCAAGGCGACAAUAUCAGCAUGUAUGUUUUACUUCCGCCUUUUUCCAAUACCGAAGAUUCCAUUGACGCCACAUUGAAAAACCUCAAUAUUGAAAAUUUCAAAACUGUGGUCAACAGAAAUUCGCUUAUUUCACGAACAGUGCAAGUGGCUUUGCCCAAAUUCAGUUUGGAAACAACAGUCGAAUUAGUUCCAGUCCUUGAAUCCCUUGGUGUUGGCAACCUUUUCAAAGAGAACGCAAACUUUCACACUCUAACCGACGAUACGGUGUCAGUUGGCGAGGGCAUCCACAAGGCCCGAAUCGAAAUUAACGAAAAUGGAGCUCACGCCGCAGCAGCCACUGCUUUUCUGUCUUGGAGAAUGGGCGACGACGAAGAACCACCAAUCCAAUUCAGAUGCGACAAACCUUUCGUUUAUUUAAUCUACAACGCCAACACUCACACCAUUUUAUUUACCGGAGUCUUUAGAAGACCAUGAUGUUUUUAACAAAACUAAUACUCUUUUUUUUUUAUUAUAAGACUAAUUUAAAUUAAAUAAAAUAUUUCUACGAAAGUCUAUUUAUUAUUAGGUGCUUGAAAAAAUGGGAAUUGGAGACCUCUUCCAACAAAACUCAGAUCUAUCGGGUUUGAUCGAGCAAGGACAAGUCAGUGUAGGCAACGCGUUGCAUAAAGCCAAAAUCGAAGUGAACGAAGAAGGUACCAAAGCAGCUGCAGCUACUGUAUUGUUCAGCUUCAGAUCCAGUAGACCAGCCGAACCAGCGCAAUUCAUUUGCAAUCAUCCUUUCAUUUAUUUUGUUUACGAUAAAGUACUGAAUGCUAUGCUUUUCAGUGGUGUAUUCAGACGACCAUAUUAACAUAUUGGCUAAUAAAUAAAUCACUGUUCUGAAACUUUGUAAUGGAAAAUCGCGAAUUGUUAAAACCGACAAGUAUUUUGAUGCCUAUGAAUGUAGGAUUCAAUAAAUAGGUAUUAUGUUAAUUAUUACGCAAGGUGUGAUUGUAUUUUUUAUUUUGGAAAGGUUACCAAAAUGUGUAUAUAAUUUUUUGAUAUUUAAAACAAUAAACGUUUAAUCGCAUUGUAGGUAUUAUAGUUUCCAGUUGACUAUAAUAAUUAUUGAUGAAAGAGGUUUUUAAUAUAUCUUGAAAGUAUUUUUCAGGUGACUUAAAAGUAAAACCAGGACUUUUUAUACUUCAUCAACUUUUUCUAGUACAGUUAAAAUAAAAAAAAUGAUGAAAUUCUA